UCAUCCGACAUUGGCGCCGACGACUGGGUUGCCCUCGCAGCAGCCCUCGGCUCCACAAUCGGCUGUCUCCUGAUCCUCAUCUCCGCCAACCAAGCCCUGGGUCGACACACCUCCUACGCCACACCAGCACAAGUCGAAAGUGUCCUCUUACUCAUCUGGCUCGAUCAAAUCAACUACUUGAUCGUCAUGGCCCUAGCCAAGACAAGUACAUUAUUACUCUACACGAGAAUUUUCCACGGCGAGCAACAACGGCGGUUUCGGCUCGUGUGUUGGUUCACAAUGGCGGUGGUGGGGUUGACGAGUGUGCUGCUGAUGAUCUUUUCCGUCAUCAUGUGUCGUCCCGUGGAGUAUUUUUGGACAAGAGUACAUCUCCUUGUGGUGCCGGGUAUUGACGAAACAGCAGCAGCAGCAGCGGGAGGAAAGUGUAAAGAUAAUCGACCGUAUUUGUAUGCGAAUACGGUGAUUAGUAUUGUGACGGAUAUGGUGAUUGUGGUGUUGCCGAUUCGGCAAAUUGUGGGGCUUCAGAUGGCGAGGAAGAAGAAGGUGACGGUGUGUGCAUUAUUUGGAUUGGGGAUGAUUGUCAUAGUCUGCUCCAUCAUGAGGGCAACGAAAGUCGAAGAUGCGGCGAACGCCACAGAUCCAAUGGUCAAUCUUUCGGGGCUCUGCGUCUGGUCAUUGGUCGAGUCGGCGGUGAGUGUGAUAUGCUGCUGUGUCCCCGCUAGUCAUCGAUUGAUCAGAGACUUCUUUGUCGAUCUCUUCGGGCGA
This is a messenger RNA of Sphaerulina musiva SO2202, 765 nucleotides long. RefSeq lists its product as uncharacterized. Lineage: Eukaryota; Fungi; Ascomycota; Dothideomycetes; Mycosphaerellales; Mycosphaerellaceae. The transcript has 2 exons. The annotation marks the transcript as partial. The record is from RefSeq and is a predicted model, not a curated record.